Messenger RNA from Entrophospora sp. SA101, 303 nucleotides. Lineage: Eukaryota; Fungi; Glomeromycota; Glomeromycetes; Entrophosporales; Entrophosporaceae. The record is from the annotation of a GenBank genome assembly.
AUGAAAUUUGUUUUUUAUUUAAUUUCUGAAUGGCCAUCAACAACUACUCCAAAAUGUAAAAAUUCAAGUGAUGACAUUUUUAAUAUUGAUGCUGAGGAGGAGAUGACAGAAAGACUAUUUGAUGAAAGAAGUGAAGAGGACUUACUAAAAUUAAUUGAUGAAAAUAGCAUAUGCGAGUCCUCUUCACUUCUUUCAUCAAAUAGUCUUUCUGUCAUCUCCUCCUCAGCAUCAAUAUUAAAAAUGUCAUCACUUGAAUUUUUACAUUUUGGAGUAGUUGUUGAUGGCCAUUCAGAAAUUAAAUAA